UUUAAAUAAGUCUAAAUUAAAUGAAUUAAAGAAUGGAAUUGAAAUUAUUGUGGACAAUUGUAAGCCAAAUAUAAUUAUACGUGAGCAUUACCUCUUUUACUACAACUGAAAGCUUUUCAGUUUUAUAUGACAGCCUAUUUGGGUUCAGUUUUGGGGAGGAAAAAAAAUCAAAACACAGAGCUUUUUCAAAGUGGAUUGAAAAAAGCCUCUAACACAGAACAAAUUUAAUUUGUUCUUAGUAAUCUGUAUGAAGUGAUGACAAAUUGGCUUGGACCGUACCAAUUACUGGUUCUCAAGAAUGAACUGCUAACUUUAUCCAGUGCGAAAAGUGAUCCGUCAUUUGCCCAAUUGAUUCCCCAAUGAGUCGACAACAACGCUAAAGACAAGGCCAAAAUUUCGUGCAAUAUUUCAGGGACUCGUGGAAAUUCUUAAAUCUCAUCCCGCACGCACUCUGGGCUAAACUUACAAAGUGGUGACCUUUACCCUUCCCCGAACUUGAGAUCUUGUUCUCAAACUCUUAAACAUUCCAAAAACUAAAUUUAAAGUUUAAUCUGUUUCUUUUUUGCAAAGUAAGUUAGCCAGCCGUGUCAGUGUCGAUACAAUGAGCGACAUCUUCUAUUAUUCCACUGUAAUAAUAUAACUAAUAGGCCUACUGUAGUUAAUGACCGAAACAUGCAUGGUAAACUUCAAUCUUCACGUGCAUUCGAUCUUUUGGUUUUAAGCCUGGAAGAUGUGCUAAAAGCAUCGCUCUCACCCGAUACAACGCAUGGGGCCGUUGUCUCUCUUUAAUAUACUGUUACCCGUGACUUCAGGUCUCAUUGAAGUUCACGAAUUCCAAGUAGGUGGCGUCUCAUGAUCACUCUCCGACGGCCAUGGCUUGUCUGAGCUGACAAUGGCUAGAGGAAGAUACCAAGAACACCAUAAAACCACGUCUGACCUAGACUGGUUUUAGUUUUCAUUGCCUCCCAGCGCAUUAAAAGGCCCAAUAUUGACAAUAUUGAUAAAAGAAAUGUAAACCAAUCUCCCAAACACGUUUUCGUUGUUGAACACGCAUGCAGACGUCAAUUGGGACGAUUUUACUGAAUAUUCCCUUUUGUGCGAUCUUCUUUUUUCUUCAUAAAUGUUAGCAUUUGGGACUGUUCGGCCAUUGUUCAUGGUUUAAUCCAAAGGAAUUCUGCGGGGGGCACAGUCCAAGUUAAAACUUUAUGGGCCUCAACUGUUUUCAACACACUCUAGUGCCUUUGUCUUGCCUAACUACAUACAUUAAAAGAUUGUUGGCAAGCGAAAAAAAAAAAGUUUCAGCAAUUUCGCACACGAGAAUGUAAAUUUAACCUAAUGGGAACUAUAUUUUUUUAUGAACACUGUAUGUGAGAAGAAGAAAAAACAACCAUGUUUGACGCAAAUGGUGCCGCAAAACAAGAGAGCCUUGUUGAAAGUAAUGAAAAAAGUGUUACUAUAUUUACAUUCGUAUUUAAUUACAUUAGUUUGUAGUCAUAUUAACAUUAAGAACAAUACUAAAACUACCCUAUAUUUACGCAGUUAUAAUAUAGCUAAUUUCUAAGCGCCCUUUGUAAAAUUCAUAAUUUUGCGCUUUAACAUUUCUUUGACUACACUUCAAACUGUAGAUUUCUGUUUUAUUUGAACAGACAGGCAAACACGGUUUUGAAACAAAACUGAGUAAAACUGAACUAUAUUCCGAUGCCAACCUGUCGAAGGGUAUCCCACGUUUAACAGAUAUAUAUGAAGCCAAAAAUGAAUUCUAAUUCAAUAUCAUUACUACCUUCGAGAGUUUAUUGGCCUACAUGCAAAUAUCAAUUAACAAAGAGCAUCACUUACGAAUUCAAAUUGUAAGUAGCCUAUACAUCACUGCGAAAGACCUCUCAUGUUUCUUCCUGGCAGCUUAAUUUUUUAAGACUGUAGACAAACGCGAGAAAAAGGAUAGAAAGUUAGAGCGACAUGAGAUGUCUGAGGUUUAAUAGAACAAAUCCAUAAACAUCAGAAGCCCUGGUAAUGUUACUAAAAGGCGCGCUGGCUGUUAGGCACGCGGAUGGGGUUCUCCAGCAAUCCAAAUAGUUAUCAUAACCAACUGUGGUCCACUGCAAGCACAUGUUCAUCAAUGAAAAGCAUCGCUCACUCCUCGACUUGAACAUUUGCACAUGUUGGCAUACAAUAUUCUAAAGAGGUACAUGUCAAUUUCAGCCCUCGGUCACAUGACUGGCGCGCUCUGGAAUGGAUGGAGAUGGAUCUCCACGUCAGCUCACGUCUCAAAAUUUCUGCUCUGCUCAGUGCUUCAAAGCCACUGAAGCUGAAGCACUUCUGUACUACGAUGCGAGGCAGUACUAUGGUUGUGGCGUGCCCGACCGAGUGUCAUGAUGGAUUUUGAUGAGCGGGUACCCGUUGGGUCUAACAUGUAUUUGCCCGGCUGUACUUAUUACGUGUCUGGAACGGAAUUUUCCAGCCUUCCUCCUUUUCUGCCCCAGACCCCGUCUUCGUGCCCCAUGACAUACUCAUACUCCACGUCCAGUUUGCCACAAGUUCAGGGCGUUCGAGAGGUAUCUUUCAGGGACUAUGCCAUUGACGCGUCCAGCAAGUGGCACUCCAGGGGCAAUCUGCCACACUGCUACGCGACCGAGGACAUGGUGCACAGGGACUGCCUGUCCAAUCCCGGAACUCUGGGGGACAUGCUGUCGAAAAACAACUCGGUUCUCUACCACUCCAACACGAGCCACACGUCCAAUAUGUAUGGCAGGAACGGAGUGCUUCCCCAAGCUUUUGAUCAGUUUUUCGAGACCGCCUACGGGAACGUGGAAAACCAGCCGAGCGAGCCCCCGAUGGACCGAGCGUCCAGCAAAGCGCCUCCGCCCGCGGGAAGAGGAAGCGACAGCUGUCGGGGAGCAGAUGAGACGGAGCGCUGUGAAGAGACGAGCAGCCCGGAGCCAUCUUCCGGUAACAACGAAGAGAAAUUCAGCGGCAGCAGUAAUGGACAGAAGACACGGAAAAAGAGGUGUCCUUACACCAAAUAUCAGAUCAGAGAGCUGGAGAGAGAAUUUUUCUUCAGUGUUUACAUCAACAAGGAAAAAAGGCUACAGCUCUCCAGAAUGCUCAACCUCACCGACCGUCAGGUCAAAAUAUGGUUUCAAAACAGAAGAAUGAAAGAAAAGAAAAUCAACAGGGACCGUUUGCAGUAUUACACCACGAACCCUUUGCUUUAGACCGACUAUUGCUGAGAAAUCAUUUAGGCGAGAUGGUUCAUUUCAAGUCGGAUGACCUUCAUCCCUCUCAGAGACUUCUUCAUCGUGUAAACAUACCUUUAUAUUCUCAGUAAUCUCUACCGUUUGAAAUUAAAACUAUUGUUUUUUAUUAUUAUUAUUAUUAUUACUUGUAUUGCCAUUUGUUAUUAUUAUUUUUCAUUCUACUCAGUUAAGUGACUAUUCAGUUUACAGGGAUUUUAUUUUUGUUAUUACUAUUUUCUGGCCAAGAUCUGUACUUUUCUCAUAUGUCAUAUAGCAGUAAGUAGGCUGUUCUUGAAAUCUAUUUUGAUGGAAGAAAAAUGUUGGGGAGGGCGAGAUAUAAAUACUAGGGGGAAAAAAAGAUGGUUAUUAAUCUGUUAAAUACCGUUCCUUAAUUGUGGUUUAUGUUAUUAGACUCUGUUUCAUUCAAUAACGCACAUGUCUUGAAUAUAGCCUUAUUGAGAACUAAAUGCAUCUUGCGCGCUAUAUUCUCUUGUACUUGAAUUGUGUGGACUUAAAUUGUAGUAUAUUUGAUAUUAAGUGUCUUUACUGCGCAUUCGCCAUACAGGAAAAUCGGGUCACUUCACAAAUGAAGAAGAAAAAAAAGAGAGAAAUUCUUAUUUAUUUUUAACGGAGCAUUUAUCAUUAAGGCAAAAGCAAUAACAGCAUCGACACCUCUUGAGUCAUCUGAAACCUCGAACCUGGAUUGUAUUUUCUUUCAGAUUUCUGUCUUUCUCCACCGUUUCUCUAAAACGCGUGAAACUGUUGCAGGAGCUCAUUCAUGUUCAUGAUAAUCUCUCAUUGUUUACAACAUCUCCUCGGUGUUAUAUAAAUCAGUCUCUUGAAAUAUCGUGUGUUUUCUCUCCUUUUCCUGGAGCAGGAUCAAAUGUUUGAUGGAUCUUGCGUUAUAUUGCCUCCACGCUUUUCUUUGAUUCGAGGAUCAAGUGUUUGCUGUUAUUAAUGCCUAGUAUCCGUUACGGAACUGCCCAAAACAUGGCUGUGUGUGUCUCCAUGAAUCAACCGGCCUUUCAACAAAUGGUUUUAAUGUCGACCCUUAAAAUAAGUCUUUAUAUUAAAUUGCAAUUUUGAAAUGGCAUGUAACAUCUAUACAAAAUAACUUAAGAAAUAAUCUCUUUUUUUCAUGAACAUGUAAAAAAAAAAAAAAAGACAAUGAAAUGUCUCUUGUUACUUCAUAUAAUUUUACACUUUCCCUGUAUCAAUAUAUCGAUGAUCCAUGAGCAUCAGAAAUUGAUAUGGCUUAUGCCACUCAGAAGUCUUCUAAAAAGCUCGACCGUAAGAUAAUGACGGCUGUUUUACAUGAUGACUCUGACGGUUUGCGCAUCCUUUGAGGCUCGAUGGAAUUUCGCCCUAAUUACUGCACUUCCCCCCGUUGCUGCAGCAACUUGGUCAUAAAACCCGUCUUAGUCUGGAGCAUUUGUAGAAUUGGAGUGAGGUGCCAUAAACCGUCUGAGAACCAAGGUUAUUAACUGUGACUAAGAGCUAGAAAACAACUGCUGGAACCAUUGAAAGCUUGUGUUCACGGACCUUUCCGCCAUCAUUUGUCUCAGCGUCCCAUCAUGGCACCACGACUGGAUUGCUCACUACUUCGCUCUUUCGACGAUACAUGUCUUGUCCACUGGGUGACGCACUUUAGAUCAAUGUCAUUGCCGGAUAGGCUAUCUAAAAUCCAUGCAGCAACAUGUUUACUUUGUGUACGAGCAAAAGACAACGUCUUCGUGAACUACACAAGGCACUGUUCCAGGUAAAUAGCCAAGUUGCCAUUCAGAAAUUUUAGUCAGCGUUGCAUUUAUUUAUUGUAUUUUUACAUGAUAGCUACACAUUAAUGCUCAAAACGUUUGUUUGAUAAAAACCUCUUUAUUUAAAAAAAAAGUAGUACCAUUUGUAACAGUCUCAGAGCAUUAGUUUGUUCCUAACAAAUUGACCAUAUAUAUAGCUAAAUUGUAGGAAAAUGGGAGACAAGGUGUUUGAUUCCUUAUGGCUUAGCCAUUUUAUACAUUUUUGUAUUAUUCUAAAAUGUUUUCUACGCCAUCUAAACAUUUAAAAGUCUUCUGCAAAUUGUUGUGAUGUGUUAAAUAAAAAAUGAUCAAAUGAA
Messenger RNA from Carassius auratus (goldfish), 5343 nucleotides. RefSeq names its product homeobox protein Hox-A11b. Gene Ontology annotation, cellular component: nucleus. The coding region runs from base 2370 to 3212 and encodes 280 amino acids. Gene Ontology annotation, molecular function: RNA polymerase II cis-regulatory region sequence-specific DNA binding; DNA-binding transcription factor activity, RNA polymerase II-specific. The record is from RefSeq and is a predicted model, not a curated record. The transcript is spliced from 2 exons. Gene Ontology annotation, biological process: regulation of transcription by RNA polymerase II; anatomical structure development. NCBI's taxonomy places the organism in Eukaryota, Metazoa, Chordata, Actinopteri, Cypriniformes, Cyprinidae.